AUGGAUUCCCUGCCUCAAAUCCGUCAAACUCUGGAAAAGAUAAGGGCUCGAACUCCCGAGCCCCUCCGUCUCGCCUUCCGCAUCCAUUUCGGGAGCUUGCCCGCCUCCGCCGCCGGCGCGCGCCAAGACGUCGCCAGGUACCUCGCCGCCCUCUCGAAUAUGUACGAGCCCGAGGACCUGAUGGAGUUCGACGAGGUCCCAUUGAAGAUGGAAUUCGCCAGUUGCUACCUUCCCGAUCAUGACGAAGACGCCCAUUUCGCCCAUGCCGAGCCUGGCGUGAUUGGCGUCGCAGACGGCGUCGGGGGCUGCCGCGGGAAAGGCAUGGACGCCGCCGCCUUCUCGCGCAAGAUCAUGGAGAACGCCCGCGCCGAGGUCGAGUCCUGCGUCCCCGGAACUCACAUCUGCCCCUGCGGGCUGCUGGAGCGAUCUUACCUGCGCGCAGUGGCGGCGCGCACUCCGGCCGCCUCCACUGCCAUCAUCCUCUCGCUCACCGGCAGAUUCCUCAAGUGGGCGUACGUCGGCGACAGCGGCUUCGCCGUGUUCCGCCGCGGCAAGAUCAUCCAGCGCUCGCAACCGCAACAGAACUACUUCAACUGCCCAUACCAGCUACGCUCCGAAGGCGGAAACAAGAUCAGUGACGCGGCGGUUGGCGAGGUCAGGGUGAAAGCCGGCGACGUGGUGGUCGUCGGCUCCGACGGGCUGUUUGACAACGUCUUCGACUCCGGGCUGGAGAGGAUCGUGCAGAUGGGCGCGGCCGUGAAGCUCCCUCCGGAUUUAUUGGCCAACGUCAUCGCAGAGGAAGCUUACGUCAAGGCCAGGAGCUCCGGGGACUCGCCCUUCAGCGUCUCAUGCAGGGAACAGACUGGGACGAGCUGCAGAGGCGGGAAGGAGGAUGAUAUCACAGUCGUCGUGGCAUACAUUCUUGAGUAG
Messenger RNA from Brachypodium distachyon (stiff brome), 930 nucleotides. RefSeq names its product putative protein phosphatase 2C 24. The coding region runs from base 1 to 930 and encodes 309 amino acids. The transcript has a single exon. Lineage: Eukaryota; Viridiplantae; Streptophyta; Magnoliopsida; Poales; Poaceae. The record is from RefSeq and is a predicted model, not a curated record.